Molecule: messenger RNA, 842 nt
Organism: Argentina anserina (silverweed cinquefoil)
Lineage: Eukaryota; Viridiplantae; Streptophyta; Magnoliopsida; Rosales; Rosaceae
Exons: 1
Coding region: 107-742 (211 amino acids)
Source: RefSeq, a predicted model, not a curated record
UUUCCAAAACCAGUACAUUGCUCACUUCAUAAUUUAGAGAGCAAAACCGAAAAGAGAUAUUUAUCUGCUGUUCCAUUCAAAUCUUUCCAUAAAACUAGAAAAAAAGAUGUCUGAGAAGACCAACCAGGCUUAUCCUUUGGCCCCUGCAAAUGGUUACACAAGAAGUGAUGGAGAAUCUUUGGUAUCCGAAGAUGAACUCAAACGACAAAAGAGGAUGAAGUUGUUUAUGUACAUUGGUAUCUUCAUUGUCUUUCAAAUCAUAGUGAUGACUGUAUUUGGUCUCACUGUGAUGAAAGUGAAGACCCCUAAGGUCAGAUUGGGGGAAAUCAAUGUCCAAAGCCUCAUCUCUAUUCCUGCAACACCCUCAUUUGACACAAGCUUCACCACCCAGAUUAGAGUGAAGAACACUAACUGGGGUCCUUAUAAGUUUGAUUCAAGCACUGCAACAUUUCUGUACCAAGGAGUAGCAGUGGGGCAGGUAUCAAUUCCUAAGAGCAAGGCUGGAAUGCGUUCCACAAAGAAGAUCAGUGUUUCAGUGAACUUGAAUACUGAUGCACUGCCGAGUAGUUCUACUCUCAGCAAUGAAUUGAACAGCGGGGUGUUGGCUCUGACCAGCGAAGCCAAAUUGACCGGAAAGGUUGAAUUGAUGCUCAUAGUGAAGAAAAAGAAGUCUGCCAAUAUGGACUGCAGCAUAGCAUUUGAUCUUUCCACAAAGACGGUUAAAAGCUUGCAAUGCAAGUGAUAUACCAGUUCGUCAUUGUCAUUUGAUUUGUUCUUUUUUUUCUUUUUCUGUGUAUGACCUCUUGGAUUUAUUCUGAAUCCCAUGUAUAUUUAUACUGGUU